Messenger RNA from Hypoxylon fragiforme, 1036 nucleotides. RefSeq names its product peptidyl-tRNA hydrolase. The transcript has a single exon. Gene Ontology annotation, molecular function: peptidyl-tRNA hydrolase activity. Bases 249 to 881 code for a protein of 210 amino acids. NCBI's taxonomy places the organism in Eukaryota, Fungi, Ascomycota, Sordariomycetes, Xylariales, Hypoxylaceae. The record is from RefSeq and is a predicted model, not a curated record.
ACCGUGGUCCGUGGCAGGCUCCGAUGUCUCCGAGUUACGGGAUCCCACAUGGCGCUAAGACUUAAGUACAAUACUUAGCUGGGUACAUACUUCAUACCUAUUUUAGCCACAGAGAGUGUGGCUGAAGCAGCCUUCAAUUUUAAGAAAAAAAAAAACCAAAAAAAAAAGAUCAAAGGAAAGAAAAUGAAAAACUUCAAGAUUGACCUGAAAUAAUUUGAUUAUCGUAUGGCUCAAGUCAAAAAUAUCAAAUGCUUGAACCUCGUUACCUAAUCGCCAGCUUUGGCAACCCAACGCCUUAUCACAGGUCAUUGCACUCUGCUGGCCAUCUUGCCCUCGAGUCCUUACAGGAGGCGUUGGGUGACUCAGAACAACCGCGAUUCUCAGCACAUCGCUAUGGCAGUAAAUCUUGCAUGGCCUCCAUCAGCCGGAAAUAUAUGUUGCUUCAAAGCCCUACACUGAUGAACAAUACUGGGCCAUGGCUGGCUAAGGCAUAUAAGGAUAUACUAGGCACCUACAACCUACAACCUUCGCAGCUGGGUUUUGUAGUUGUUCACGAUGAUCUAGAAGAGGAACUAGCCCACGUUAAAACCAGAGCGUGGAAAACAAGCCACCGGGGACACAAUGGCGUGAAGAGCACAAACAUGAGCUUCAAUUCUCUGAGGUUCACCGGGCACCACUGGUCACGCAUAUCAGUCGGAAUUGGCAGGCCCGAGGAGAGAGAUCCAGAGACAAUAACAAACUACGUCCUGAAGCCUAUGACGCCUUAUCAAAAGAAAUGCAUCUGUGCAGUUGGUCCCAAGGUACUCGAUUGUCUACAUCAACUAGAGGAGAGGUGGAAAGAGAGCUACGAGAAAAGGGCCGCAUCAUCAGCUGAUCCAUGAGUUGCUCCAUGUGCAAUUCCUCCCUCGACCUUUGCUCCCCUACCCCCGCAGGCGAGAAGGUGUCCACUCAGAAUGCCUACGAUUCCCAUCAAUACAAUUCUCAAAUCUUGCAUCAACCAUAUCCUCUGCCACGUCGAUGGAAAUUCAUGUAUCAA